Oryza sativa Japonica Group (Japanese rice) is the source of this 1760-nucleotide messenger RNA. Its product is annotated as WEB family protein At1g75720. Gene Ontology annotation, cellular component: cytosol. The record is from RefSeq and is a predicted model, not a curated record. Gene Ontology annotation, biological process: chloroplast avoidance movement; chloroplast accumulation movement. NCBI's taxonomy places the organism in Eukaryota, Viridiplantae, Streptophyta, Magnoliopsida, Poales, Poaceae.
GCUAAUUAUUCAGGUCAUCAGUUGGAUCAUGCCACAGUUUGGAAACUGUGUGUGUCUCUCAUUCUAAUAUAUAGAUGUACUAGUUCGCUAGUUGUAUGCGUAUGAACUUGUUUUAAACGAUAACUCUUACUGUAGCACCUUACUUUCUUUUACACCAAAACCUUUGCGCGAACCAGAUUGGAGAUGAAGAGGUCUCGGGAAGGGAGAUGAAGGGAUUGAGACUGCCUCAAUGCCGGCUUUAGGACCUGUUUGGUCGCUACAUAUCCUGAGAGAAGCUGGCCCGACCUGAGACAAGCCUGAGGUUGCAUCAUGUGGGUUGUUUGGUUGCUUACUCUGAGAUGGGUUACUUCGGCACAACAAUAGUCAGGCGAGGCAGCAACGUUCUGGCACUGCACCGUGGGCCGGAUAACUUGCCCCAGACGUAUUUUGGCAUAAUGAUCUUCAUUUGAUCUGAGGUCUUUCAAGAUUCAUCGAGUUAUUACCUACCUAGCUAGCCAGAUUAAAAUUUCUGCUCAAGCUAGCCAUCGAUCAUCUGAUAGCUAGCUCGAUCGAUAUAUCAAUUCAAGCUAGAGGAGAACACUGCAAGUCAGCAAUGGCCGGCGGCGAUGGCGUGACGGUGGUGGGGCGGGCGGAGAUCGACACGCGGGCGCCGUUCAGGUCAGUGAAGGAGGCCGUCGUCCUCUUCGGCGAGAAGGUACUCGCCGGCGAGCUCCACGCCGGAGCCGGGCGGCGGCUACUCGCCACAUCCGACCAGCUGCAGCAGAAUCGUGCUACCACAACACCGCCGGCAAGAUGGCCAACAGUUAGUCAAGUCAAACAAAUCGCCGGCGCGGUGGCAGCGGCGGCGGGGGCGACACGCCACGCGCCGGCGAUGGCAACGGCGGAGCUAGAGGAGGCGAAGCAGGAGCUGGAGAAGGAGCGGUCGGAGAAGAAGAAGAUGGCCGGCUGCAUCCUCUCCCUGCAGGAGGAGCUCAGCAACGCCAUGAGCGAGCUCAACAAGCUCAAGGCACGAGACAACGAAGACGACGACGGCGGCGGCGAGGCGGCCGCCAAGGUGAUCGACCUGCAGGUGGAGGAUCUCAAGUUCGUCGAGAUCGACGACGACAAGCCACAGCCGCGCCGACAGUCGCCGUCGACGACGGUGACGGCGGCGGCGGCGGCGGCGGGGAGCGCGUCCCCCGGCGAAUUCCAGAAGAGGAGGUACGUGACGUUCGCCGACCCGCCGACCGUAGCAUCAGCGGCGUACCGCGCGCCGCCAUUGCCGGACGUGGUGGUGAUGGAGCCGCAUCACCAUCGUCCCGCCGCGCCGCCGCUGUACCGCGAGGUGAGGUUCCAGAGGCAGAUGUCGGCCGGGCACGAGGCGGUGAAGGUGGCGGCGGCGGCGGAGCAGGAGGCGAGGAAGAAGAAGAAGAAGCCGCUGAUCCCGCUGGUUGGCGCGCUCUUCAUGAGGAAGAAGAAGAGCAGCAGCAGAAGCUGCCAUGACGACUCGGCGCUCAACUCGCGCACCGCCUUUUGAUCUCAUCCCUUCAUGACAUGCAUACGGUAUACGCGUAUAUAUUUGUGUGCGAGAGGCUCAUUUCAGCCGUUUGAUCUUGGUGUAUAUAUACGGUAUUUGUAUACGUACGUACCCCAUAUGUAUGCAUGCGUAUGUAUACUCUUUACCUGAUCAGCGAGGGGUAAUUAGACAUGUAUGUAUGAAGACUGGAGUAGUUAUUCAGGUCUGUUUUUAGAUAAUGAGAUGAAAUAAGUUUUUCGAUUUA